AUGGUCGGCGGUCAUAGUAGCAUGUUUGAAUAUGAUAAAAAUACAAUAUGUAAAUUAGGAGAUCCUCAUGAAGUUGAUUUUUAUCAAUUGAUGCCAGAAACACUUAAACCAUUUACACCUGAGUAUAGAGGAAUAAUUACUGUUCAGUAUUGUGAAGAUGAAAAUGGAGUAAUUACACUUGUUGCAUCUCAAGAUCAUACCGAAAAUACUAAUAGUCAAACAGAAGAUGUUAUGUCAUCGUCUGAACAAACAAAUCAAGGAAAAAAUAUAAAAAUUUAUCAACAUCAAUCAUCGACGACUAGUCAAACUGAUUUCAAACAACAAGCAUCAUCACCACCUACAACACCAGAAGUGUCAAAACUGAGCUAUUCGAAUAGUCUAAAAAAAUCUGUACAGUUACGCUGUUUUAAAGAUGGUCAUGUAGACUAUUCAAUCAUAUCUCCCUCAUUACUUGAUGUUAUUAAUUAUGAUCAAGGUAAAACAGAAGCAAAAGUAAAUCCAUGGUGUUUAAAAAUGUGUAAACAACAUGCAGAAAAGAUGCAUCAACUAGUUGGAGAUAAUACAGAAAAUACAGUGUCAGAAACUUUUAUGUUACUCGAGAAUAUUACAGCACGUUUCAAAUAUCCUUGUAUAUUAGAUCUGAAAAUGGGUAAACGUCAGUACGGUGAUGUAGAUUCAGAUAAAAAGAAAUUAUCAAAAAUACAAAAAUGUGAAUUAUCAACAUCGUCAAAAUUAGGAACAAGAGUUUGUGGCAUGCAGGUUUAUCAAGUUGAUAAUAGUCGUUAUAUUUGUUUUGAUAAAUAUGCUGGUCGUAAAUUAACUAUUGAUGGUUUUAAACAAACACUUCGACAAUAUUUAGACAAUGGUGUACAAUUACGUACUGAUGUUAUUCAACCAAUACUCGAACGAUUACAUGCAUUACGCACGAUUAUAUGUACACUUUCACGAUAUCGUUUUUAUAGUGGAAGUUUAUUAAUUAUUUAUGAAGGUUUACAACAACAAGGACAAUCAAUAUCUGAUGAAUCUAGUUUAAUUGAUAUAAGAAUGAUUGAUUUUGCUCAUUCAUUACGUGCAUCACCCAUCAGUUCAGAUGUCACUCCAUCACAUACCGGACCAGAUAAAGGCUACUUAUUUGGUUUAGAUAAAAUAAUGGACUUAUUAAACGAUAUAUUAAAAGAAAAAAGUACAACGACUAUAGGUGCUACAAUAGGAGCAACAGCAAUGAAAACAAUUGACAAAAGAGAAUAA
Molecule: messenger RNA, 1248 nt
Organism: Didymodactylos carnosus
Lineage: Eukaryota; Metazoa; Rotifera; Eurotatoria; Philodinida; Philodinidae
Source: the annotation of a GenBank genome assembly